Ostreobium quekettii is the source of this 414-nucleotide messenger RNA. NCBI's taxonomy places the organism in Eukaryota, Viridiplantae, Chlorophyta, Ulvophyceae, Bryopsidales, Ostreobiaceae. The record is from the annotation of a GenBank genome assembly.
AUGGAACCCAGAUGCAGCACAGAAAUUUUCUUUCCCCUCUGCUACCUGGGGAUCCACAGACCAAUGUGCCAGGCACAGACAGGCACUGGUGGGGACCCGACUUACCUGGAAGUGCCAGUACUGGAUCCAAGUACAUGCCUGGGCAAGGCAGAAUUCUUGGCCAGCAUUCUGAGCCCAUUGCCCCUGGCUAGGCACGCUUCCAGGGAGGGUGAGCACCUUCACACAGGGAAUGUGUACAUCAGCUAUUGCACUGGGAAGAUAUUCACCAGCUCUGUUCUGGUUUUGGGAAUACUGACUUUUAUGCUGGUUACUGAGUUUGCCAAUAUGAUUGCACCAUCUUACAAUACAGCUACUCCAAAGUACGCUUCUGUUGUCUUCCUAAGCACCAGCAGAUGUGUAUCAACUGCAAGAUAA